Molecule: messenger RNA, 1810 nt
Organism: Humulus lupulus (European hop)
Lineage: Eukaryota; Viridiplantae; Streptophyta; Magnoliopsida; Rosales; Cannabaceae
Exons: 3
Coding region: 17-1669 (550 amino acids)
Source: RefSeq, a predicted model, not a curated record
ACCUAUUGAUGGUGGUAUGCCGGGUUCUGGUAGUAUGCUUAGUUCUAAUCCUAGGUCUUCCAUAAGUUUAGGUGAGUUGACCUAUCUUCGUCGUCAUUAUGAGAUCCCUGAUACCAUCAGUCUGCAUGCUCCUGCUAAGGCGGAGCGGCCUGACUGGCACUUACCUGGUUGGGUGUGUCUGUAUGAACUUCCCUUCAAAGAAGGGCUUCGGUUUCCCAUCCCCCGAUUAGUCGUUGAGUUGUGUGAGUACCACGAGAUUUCGCCCGGACAACUAAUGCCAAAUUCAUGGCGGAUUUUGAUGUCUCUCGAAGUCCUUUGUGAAAGGCACAAGAUAACACUUGGGGUGGCUGACUUGUUGAGAGCUUACUACUUGAAGGCACACCUUAAUGACAAAGGUAGGUACCAGUUAACAACUAGGGGGAAGGACCCUCCUUUAAUUAUUAGUUUGAAGAGUGGAGAUAAGAGGUGGAAGGACCGUUACUUCUUCGUCCCUUUCGUCUCGUUGGGGUUACCUGCUGAUAGUAGGAUACCUUGUUCAUGGUCUCCUGCAUGUAGGCUUCGAGUUGAGUACCUUUGGGAUUCGAGGGAGUCUUCUGGUCGACUUAAGAGUAUUCUUGCUAUUCCUGAGGCGGAGCGUGAGUGGAGUGAUUUGUUGUCUGAAUCGAGUCUUCGUCAGAGUUCUUUGUGGCGCUCUGUUGAAAAACUCCCUGAAGGUAUUCCUCUUCUACAGAGUCCUGAUAAUCCUCGUGUUGUGUUUAUCAAGAGAAGUUUAGAAGUCUUGGGAUAUACUCCCAAUUUUUUGACUGAAUUGACGACAAGUGAGCGGUUGUUUGCAGACGUAGCUAUGUCCCGACCCUUUACACUUCCUCUAACCGGUUCCAAUGCCUUGGAACGUUUGCGUCAAGCAAAGAAAUCGUCCGUUGGGAGCUCAGAAGCUGACAGAGAGGUUGUCGUGCCUCCGGCUGAUCCCCCUGUUUUGACGCGGAGUCAGACGAAAAAAAAGAAGAAGGCUGUGCAGGAUGAUUCUUCCGACCCAUUUAGCGACACCGUUGCCCUUUCGUUCCCUUCCAAUGCUGCGGCCUAUAGUGAGAUUGGGCCUCACUUAGGAGAGAUUGAUAAGUUGUUGUGGCCCGAAGAUGAUCACAAAAUGGAGCAGGUUGGUACGGAUGGGUCAAUUGAUACCACUGUUUCUCAUUUGUUCCAGGGUUUGCAAGGGGUCAUUUGGCUGAAGAAGAAAAUCAAGUCCUUAAUGGCAACUCUAAAGGAAGUAAGGAGUCAGAGAAAUGAUCUUCGGGGUGAAGUUAGUCGGCUGAAAGAUUCCAAGAAGGAGUCUGAUCAACUCAUAGCUGAUUUGAAGGCUCAACUAGAAUCCAAGGAAGCUGAUGUCGAGAAGCUGAGAGUGACUCUUGGUCAAGUUGAUGAUUUGAAAGCCGAGGUUGCUUCGUUGGAGAAUCGGAUGUUGGUCAUUGGGCUGGAGGCUGAGAUCCAAUGCCGUGGCGUAAUGGCUAGUGAGUUUCGGGAUGGUAAGGCUGAUAGCUGGGAUGUUCCCAAAUACAUUGCUGAUCUUGAGGAAUUGGAGAAGAUGAGGGCUGAAGAGAUAACCCGGGCCGAAGAGUUAGCCACUUCUUUUGGCAUCAUGACUACUAAUGAUCUGGUUGUGGAUGACUGAUUCCUCUUCUACUCGUGUUCAUUGUCGUGGGAUAACAGAGUUUGUCGGGCCUUUUCUAGUUGUUGUAUGAACUUUUUCUUAUGUAGUAUUGUAUCCUGAUCUAACUGACCUAGUUUUGUUGUAUUAUGGCUUGUUGUAGCU